Messenger RNA from Pterocles gutturalis (yellow-throated sandgrouse), 2625 nucleotides. RefSeq names its product protein phosphatase 3, regulatory subunit B, alpha (gene PPP3R1). Gene Ontology annotation, molecular function: calcium ion binding; calcium-dependent protein serine/threonine phosphatase regulator activity. The record is from RefSeq and is a predicted model, not a curated record. NCBI's taxonomy places the organism in Eukaryota, Metazoa, Chordata, Aves, Pterocliformes, Pteroclidae. Bases 23 to 505 code for a protein of 160 amino acids. The transcript is spliced from 5 exons.
UGAGGCAAGCUACCCUUUGGAAAUGUGCUCGCACUUUGAUGCUGAUGAGAUAAAACGACUAGGAAAGAGAUUUAAAAAGCUUGAUUUGGACAACUCUGGUUCUUUGAGCGUGGAAGAGUUCAUGUCUUUACCUGAAUUGCAACAGAACCCAUUAGUACAACGGGUAAUAGAUAUAUUUGACACAGAUGGAAAUGGAGAAGUGGACUUCAAAGAAUUUAUAGAAGGUGUCUCCCAAUUCAGUGUCAAAGGAGAUAAGGAACAGAAGUUGAGGUUUGCUUUUCGCAUUUAUGAUAUGGACAAAGAUGGUUAUAUCUCAAAUGGAGAGCUCUUCCAGGUGCUGAAGAUGAUGGUUGGGAACAAUCUCAAAGACACUCAGUUACAGCAAAUUGUAGAUAAAACCAUAAUUAAUGCAGAUAAGGAUGGUGAUGGAAGAAUAUCCUUUGAAGAAUUCUGUGCUGUUGUAGGAGGCCUAGAUAUCCACAAAAAGAUGGUUGUAGAUGUGUGACUCUCUAGGGCACCACCCAACACUUUUGCUUUCUUCUCCAUCUCUGAAGAUCUGCUCAAGAUGUCCAGCAAUGCUCUCUGUGUAUUUAAAUGGAAGUAUUUUCUCUGUGAAGCCACAUUUUCCAACAUGAGCCUCAUGAAGCCAACUAAGUGUUAUUGAACUUUUAUUCUCUCAAUAACUCAGUGUAGCACUUUAAAGUCUGAAGGACAGCAAAGAUGGAAAGAGCAUAUCAGUGUGGUGGAGAAAGGGAAGGGGUUGGCUUUUUAAUUUAUUUUUCUUCAUCUUUUAUAACAAGGAAAUAUCUAUCUAUAUAUAUGUGUGUGUGUAUUUAUAUAUAGAUAUAUAUGUAGCUUUCUAUAUGUAGUAGCUAGGUGGGCUUUAAUUUAAUAUACUUGAUUCAGAAACAAAACUUAGAGUACAAAGUGCCAAGCAGAAUAUUAACAGUUCAAUAUAUGGAUAUACAUCCUUACUUUUAUUUCACACAGUUUUAUAUAUAUAGUAGAAGAAUGUAAAAUUUUAACUGGGUGUUAGGUCAGCUCCUUUUCUUUUCCUGUGACUGUUCAGAUGUUUCUAUAUAUUGACUGGCUGACAAAGCAUUGCUUAUUAAUUCACCUUAAUUACAUUUUUUUUUUUUGUAACACAGGAGACUAAGUUUAUUUAUACCUGUUAAUAUAUUACCAGGGACUGUGUCUCUUUGCUAAAUAACUUAGUACAGUUCUACUUAAUAUGAGAAUGUAGUUUAAUGCUACUGCCAAGAACUAGCCCUCGUGUGCAUGUAGUAACUGCAAAAUGCUUUUGAUGGCUGUUAGAUUUCAUCACCUAGGAACUGGGAGCAGUUACAGCUGUCAUGAAGUUAAGGCAAAUCUGCUGUUCUGGACUCAUUUUAGAUACAGCUGCUCAUGGUGUUACAUGCAUUCACAAUUUUCUCUUGUGCUUUGCUUAAUGAAAUUAGGAUCGACAUAACUCUGCAGGAUUCCCAUCUACUUAUUUUAUACAGUACUUAGAUUAGAAAAUGUUCUUGCCAUUUAAAUUCUGUUAUUUCAACCAUGAUUGUUUCCCCUCUGCAUUUAAAGAAUAUUACAGGUAGCAUAAAUAACUGGUAAUAUUUGAUAUAUAUAUAUAUAUGUAUAUAGGAUUCAUAUGGGGGGGAAAUCUUGUUAACCUAUGCCAUAGAGGAGGAAAACUUCACACUAUCUAAAUUUAUACCUCUUGCGGUUCUCCAGUCUUUUGCCUGGAGAAUUUUUUCUUUUCUAGAUUUGUCCAUAUCAUAAUUUGUAACAGAUGGUAACUUGAUAUAUUUGUGUGAUAUAAAAGUAGCGAGCCAUGUUUUACAACUUUAUAUCAUCCCUUCCCUUUUCUGCAAUGGUACUAUUGGCUGGAAGAAAAACAUUUGCUAGAUUUUUUUAGGACAGUACAUCUUUCCUGUAUAGUAGUUUUUCUAUUUAAAAAAUUGUUUUAUAAUCAGCAGUGGGAAGUGCAGGUUGUCUGAACGUACUCCAGUCGAGCACCUGUCUGCCAUAGCUGUUCCUUCAACUGAGUGCUGCACGUCAUGGGCUCUGUCUGUGAGAGAGAAAUCCAGGUGCUUGGUGUCCUUGCAUGACAUGAAGUUUUGCAUGUAGAUCGAUUUGAAAUGUUCCUCUUGUUUACAUAAUUUGCAUAAUUUAAGAUAUAAUGUUGCCAAACUUUGGUAAAUGUUAAUGUUCAAAACAAAAAUCUCCACUACAUAUAAUUUUUCUUCCUCUGGAUCAGUACGUGGCUUAUAAUCCCAGCCAGUGGUUGUAUCUGUUCCAGUGUCAACUGCCAUGUGCUCUGCUUCAAGGGGGAACUAGUCUUUUGUGAAUUUUUUGUACAUAAGUAUUUGUUACAAACAUUUUAGCAAAUGCUUUUGAUUUCUCUUACUUGCUUGUGCAUAUCUUGGCUGGCAUUAUAGAAAUUAGUGCUAAUGUUAUUUCCUUAGGGGGACUCGAAGGGGAGGGAUGAGGGGGUUUUUUUUAGUUUGUGUGGAGAAAAAUGGUUUAUGUUGAAUGUUUAGUUUUUCCUCUGCAUGCUACAUCUUAUGUUGUGGGAACUGUAAGAACCUUCAUACUAUAUGAUUACAAAAAUAAAAUAUUUGAACCUUG